AAUAAGUACAGUAAAUAUAAAGAAAAUUAACAAACAACUUCUGGUGGCAGCCGUUAUCUACAUUCUACACCUUUACCAUUUAUUCUUUUUAAAAUUCAAUAACUUCUUCAUUAUAAAUUUGCGAUGGACGUGUAUAUAAAAAAUUGAUAAUAGAAAAAAAUAGUUCUAUCGAUUGAGUGAAGUGAAUUUCUGGAAUUCUUGGGUUGCUGUAAUUGGCACAAUGAUCAACAAAUGAAGGUGAUUUCUUCUUCUUCACCACAUUGGUUGAUUUGCAAUUACAACUAGUUGCUGAGCACAAGCUAAAAUCAUGCACAAGAAAAGCAAAUCAUGGCAAACAGGUCCAUCUGUGGAAGCUGUGGGAUGAAUAUGAAGAAAAAAAUAUCACCGCUUCUAAUUUCCUAAAAAAAUGUCAGUGUCGUCUUCCAAGCUUGCGGGUGAGGAUGGUGCAGCUGGCUUGUAGAUGUCUGAAUAUCCGUCUGCAUGUGCAAGAGACAGCUGACGCACUAGUGCAGGGUGUACCAAACCUUACACCAGAAGAAGGCCAACACCCUUUCUUCUUAAAGGGUGCAUUCUUGGUUACCUUGAGCUUAGGUGGCAUAACAGAGGGACAGAAGUUCUUAAUAAGCAGCUCCCGUGUUGGUGGCUGGACCAUCAAAGAGUGUCUCAACUGCCAUCUGUUAACACAUGCCACUCAGGGUGUCAGUGGACCAGUUGCUGCCAGUACCUCAUUAAUAAGUGAUCCCAGCAAGAUCCAGAUGUUACAGAGAAGUGAAGGCUACUCUCCUGUGUUUUGUAUGGUUCUACCCACUUCAUUAGAUAAUCGCCCACUGCCUCCUCUUUCACCCACUGAUUUUUACGACGAACGAUCACCCCAAACUGAAGAAGCUCUUUGUGUCAUUCAGCAACAGGUGUCAAGGUUCCUCAAGAAGGCAGAAUCACAAGUUGAAACAUACAUCCGUACAUACACAGACCAGCAGCAGGCAGCUCUUCAUGCUCUCCAGGCACGGGCCCGCAGGGACAGACAGACAAUCAUAAGACUUCUUGCUAAUAUGCAGGCAAGCUUAGAAUCACAAGGUGAAGAUGAUCCUUUAGCCACUUUUGAGAUGGAUGGAGCCAGUGGCAAUGUGAGAAGAAUGGACUUCUUCAAUGUGAAGGAAAAAUCUGACAAGACGGAAGAAUUAGAUGAACUUGAUGAUGACACUGAAGGAAUUCAGGAUGAACCUGAUGUUGCGCUGCCACCACUGGUCAGCAUCCAGAACAGGGCCUCACAGCCUUUGAGUAUGAACCCAGUUCAAGGAAUAACAGGAGGGAUGCGUAACAUGAGGCUGUCAUCUUCUGUUGCAGUACCAAGAAUGAAGCCACAGGGAAAUGUUCGUGUAGCUCAGUCUCUAGAUGUGGAAGGUGAGUACAGUCGGGGUCCACCAUUGUUAUGUGUUCGUAUUGUGCAACUCAGAUGCUAA
Molecule: messenger RNA, 1460 nt
Organism: Homarus americanus (American lobster)
Lineage: Eukaryota; Metazoa; Arthropoda; Malacostraca; Decapoda; Nephropidae
Exons: 7
Coding region: 441-1460 (339 amino acids)
Biological process (GO): neurotrophin TRK receptor signaling pathway; negative regulation of TOR signaling; negative regulation of protein kinase activity
Cellular component (GO): cytoplasm
Source: RefSeq, a predicted model, not a curated record